Vespula pensylvanica (western yellowjacket) is the source of this 3912-nucleotide messenger RNA. RefSeq names its product calcium-transporting ATPase sarcoplasmic/endoplasmic reticulum type (gene SERCA). The transcript has 14 exons. Gene Ontology annotation, cellular component: membrane. Gene Ontology annotation, biological process: calcium ion transmembrane transport; intracellular calcium ion homeostasis. Lineage: Eukaryota; Metazoa; Arthropoda; Insecta; Hymenoptera; Vespidae. The record is from RefSeq and is a predicted model, not a curated record. The coding region runs from base 361 to 3438 and encodes 1025 amino acids. Gene Ontology annotation, molecular function: ATP hydrolysis activity; P-type calcium transporter activity; ATP binding.
AAUGUUUCUUCGUUGUCCUUAAAUGUAAUUAUUUUGAGUGAAACGCGCGUAAACAACCAUGCACAGGGAGGAGUAAAUUCAUCGUACCUGGAAUCUUUGCGAUUUUUUAUCGUGGAACGUUAUUUCACUGUCAUCGAUUCAAUUCCAUUUUCGGAAAAGCUACGAAGGAAUAAGAAUAAUAAGAAGAUUAAUUAUCGGUGUUGGGCAAAAGUGUUUAAUUAGCCGGAGUCUGCUGUGCCGGUGAUAUAAAGUCGUAAAGAUAAGAGCUGUUGGAAGGGAAGGCAUUGAAUUUGUUUACGUGAAUGAACGGUACAAACAUCGAGAGGAUACUAUAAGCAGUGUUGAGAAAAAGAAGCAAUCAUGGAGGACGGCCAUGCGAAGACCGUUGACGAGGUAUUAAAUUAUUUCAAUGUGGAUUCGGAGAAAGGAUUGUCCCUCGACCAAGUGAAAAGGAAUCAGGAGAAGUAUGGUCUCAAUGAAUUGCCAGCCGAGGAGGGUAAAUCCAUCUGGCAACUCGUAUUGGAACAAUUCGACGACCUCCUAGUUAAGAUUCUAUUAUUAGCCGCUAUUAUCUCUUUUGUACUAGCUUUAUUUGAGGAGCACGAGGAUGCGUUCACGGCCUUCGUCGAGCCCUUCGUCAUUUUGCUCAUUCUAAUCGCCAAUGCCGUGGUCGGUGUGUGGCAAGAGCGUAACGCCGAAUCGGCGAUCGAGGCGUUGAAGGAGUAUGAACCCGAAAUGGGUAAGGUCGUACGGGGUGACAAGGCUGGCGUACAAAGGAUUCGAGCGAAAGAGAUCGUUCCCGGAGACAUCGUUGAGGUGUCUGUCGGUGAUAAGAUCCCAGCUGAUAUUCGUCUUAGCAAAAUCUUCUCGACCACCCUCAGGAUCGAUCAAUCUAUCCUGACUGGUGAAUCAGUAUCUGUUAUCAAGCAUACGGAUCCUGUUCCCGAUCCACGCGCCGUCAAUCAGGACAAGAAAAACAUUUUGUUCUCUGGUACCAAUGUAGCUGCUGGUAAAGCACGUGGCGUUGUCAUUGGAACCGGUUUAAAUACUGCUAUUGGUAAAAUCCGUACUGAGAUGUCUGAGACUGAGGAAAUAAAGACACCCCUUCAACAGAAACUCGACGAGUUCGGUGAACAAUUGUCAAAGGUCAUUUCCGUAAUCUGCGUUGCUGUGUGGGCUAUCAACAUCGGUCACUUUAACGAUCCUGCUCACGGUGGAUCCUGGAUCAAGGGUGCCAUCUACUACUUCAAAAUCGCCGUCGCUUUGGCUGUCGCUGCCAUUCCUGAAGGUUUACCAGCUGUUAUCACGACUUGUUUAGCUUUGGGUACCAGGCGUAUGGCUAAGAAGAAUGCCAUUGUACGAUCGUUGCCUUCUGUCGAAACUCUUGGUUGUACUUCCGUUAUUUGCUCCGACAAGACUGGAACGUUGACUACCAAUCAGAUGUCCGUUAGCCGAAUGUUCAUUUUUGAUAAGAUCGAGGGCAACGAUAGCUCGUUCCACGAGUUCGAGAUUACUGGAUCGACUUACGAACCCAUCGGUGAUAUGUUCCUCAGAGGACAAAAGAUAAAAGGACAGGAUUACGAGACUCUUCACGAGAUCGGUACGAUCUGUAUCAUGUGUAACGACUCGGCCAUUGACUUUAACGAAUUCAAGCAAGCUUUCGAGAAGGUUGGCGAGGCUACGGAAACCGCUCUGAUCGUUUUGGCCGAAAAAGUCAAUCCUUACGGUGUGUCGAAGAGUGGACUCGAUCGUCGUAACGCGGCCAUAGUCGUCAGGCAAGAUAUCGAAACGAAAUGGAAGAAGGAGUUCACCUUGGAAUUUUCUCGAGAUCGUAAAUCCAUGUCCUCGUAUUGCGUACCAUUGAAACCUAGCAAACUUGGAACCGGACCGAAACUCUUUGUUAAGGGUGCACCCGAAGGCGUAUUGGAUAGAUGCACGCAUGCACGCGUUGGUACACAAAAGGUUCCUCUUACCUCGACUUUGAAAAAUCGUAUCUUGGAUCUGACGAGACAAUAUGGAACCGGACGAGAUACCUUGCGUUGUCUCGCACUGGCUACGGCCGAUCAUCCGAUGAAACCCGACGAAAUGGAUUUGGGCGACUCUACAAAGUUUUAUACUUACGAGAAGGAUCUUACGUUCGUCGGUGUCGUUGGUAUGUUGGAUCCACCACGUAAGGAAGUAUUUGACUCCAUUGUCAGGUGUCGUGCUGCUGGUAUCCGUGUUAUCGUUAUCACUGGUGACAACAAAGCUACCGCGGAAGCCAUUUGCCGACGAAUCGGCGUUUUCACCGAAGAGGAGGACACCACAGGAAAAUCUUAUUCUGGACGUGAAUUCGACGAUUUAUCGCCAGCCGAACAGAAAUCGGCAUGCUCGAGAGCCAGACUGUUCUCGCGCGUAGAACCAGCUCACAAAUCGAAGAUCGUUGAGUACUUGCAAAGCAUGAACGAGAUCUCGGCUAUGACCGGCGAUGGUGUAAACGACGCUCCUGCUUUAAAGAAAGCUGAAAUCGGUAUUGCUAUGGGUUCUGGAACGGCUGUAGCAAAGUCAGCUUCCGAGAUGGUAUUGGCCGACGACAAUUUCUCAUCUAUCGUUGCCGCCGUUGAAGAAGGUCGGGCCAUUUACAACAACAUGAAGCAGUUCAUUCGUUAUCUCAUCUCUUCUAAUAUCGGUGAAGUCGUAAGUAUAUUCUUGACGGCCGCUCUUGGUCUUCCCGAAGCUUUGAUCCCGGUUCAACUUCUCUGGGUCAACUUGGUCACUGAUGGUCUUCCAGCCACCGCUCUUGGUUUUAAUCCACCCGAUUUGGAUAUCAUGGAUAAGCCUCCCCGCAAAGCCGACGAAUCUCUUAUUUCUGGUUGGCUAUUUUUCCGAUACUUGGCCAUUGGUGGAUACGUAGGUGCUGCUACCGUAGGAUCGGCCGCGUGGUGGUUCUUGUAUAGUCCGCAUGGACCACAAAUGAAUUAUUAUCAAUUGACUCAUCACUUGGCUUGCAUCGGUGGUGGGGACGAGUUCAAAGGCAUUAACUGCAAGAUCUUUUCCGAUCCUCAUCCAAUGACCAUGGCUCUAUCGGUACUAGUAACCAUUGAAAUGUUGAACGCUAUGAAUAGCUUAUCGGAGAAUCAAUCACUCAUCACGAUGCCGCCUUGGUCCAACAUGUGGCUCAUCGCCUCCAUGGCUCUUUCCUUCACACUCCACUUUGUCAUUCUUUACGUCGACGUCCUUUCGUCCGUAUUCCAAGUGACUCCCUUAACGGGUGAAGAAUGGGUUACCGUUAUGAAGUUUUCCAUUCCAGUGGUACUUCUAGACGAAACCCUGAAGUUCGUUGCCAGAAAGAUCACAGAUGCAUCAAGAGUAUCCGCUUCAGUGAAGAGGUCGAAACUGGAGCUGCCUGAUAAAUUGCUGAGAUUUCAAGACAGUAACUUUGCAUGGAGUUCGGAUUGACGGAAACCUUAUUAAUAUUCCCGCACAUUGCCACGUGUCUUCCUUCCUGUUGGGAUAGUGCAUGCGUACAAACUCCUACAGCAUAUCCUAUGGUAUCUCCGAAUUCCCUGGUAAUUACAAUAAAAACGAUUUUAAAGAUCCUGCUGUGUCGUCUAUCAGUCAGGAUGAAUUUUUCAAAUUUGAUUUGAUUUCAUCAGCAUCCGUCUUGUAAGAUCUGAAAAGUAAUAAUUAAAGGCAUUAGCCUUUUGUUCGUUGCUAGUUUAUUUCCCUUUUAUAAUGAUGCGUCCUUAUAAAUUAAUAAUUACCUUGCCAAUUCGAAUAGAUUUGUAGAUAUGAAAGAUCGUAAACAAUAGAGAUGCUUAUUUGUUUGCAUCGACGCAUCCCUUUAUAGUAAUUAGUAUAUCGAUAGAAUAAUAUUCUCGAGUAUACGAAGUAAACGUUGGUUGCACGGUACCUUUUGUAUAUAUAUAUAUA